GUUGACAGGCCGCCGCGGUGUGGGAACACAGAGACAACAGGGGAUCUUUAAAUCUGCACAAAACGCCAGGAAAAUCACAAUAUUUGGGAUCAUUGCUGUCAAAAAGACUUCAGUGGACGGUUUGGAGGAAGCAACACUGGCCGUUUACGUUGAGAAAUUCUUCCUUUUGUCCCUGUGUCAUCAUUAUGGAUCCGUCUGCGAUUCUUCGUCUGCAAAGUCGGAACAAAAUUCACAGCGACUUUCUGAGAAUGAAGAAUGAACAUAAUAAAAUUCCAGCAGAUGCAAAGUCUUCAAAGCUAAUGUCUGCACCUCACCUUUCCAAACAAGACGGCGAAAACAAAGAUCCGGGAAGCUCAGAGAUGAGCAGAAAGGCUCCUGCACGAGCCGGCAUAAGCAGGCUUCCUGUCCUUGCAAAGUCACUUCAUCUCCAGACUCCCUCCGACUUCAGUCAGUCCCACUGUCGGUGGGAAGAGAAACCUCUGGCUGGUAAAUCUAAGAAGAAAAAGCCAUGCACCAGGCCUGUGCCUUUUAACCUGUCUCAGCCAAAGAGUUCAACGACCAGGAAAAAUCAACAGCCUGCAUCUGUGCCACAGUCACAGACUGGCACUCAUGCUGUCCAGCUCAAAAACAAUGCUCAUCUAAAGCACCAAAACAUACAUUCUAAACCCUCUAAGCAUCCAGCAGUGUUAAACUGCCACAUGGACUCAACACAAAAGUCUCAUGGAAAGACUACAGAGAAUAUGUCCCACCUGCUGGGACAGUCUCGUCCUCCCAACACCUCUAAAGCUUCAGCCACGUUGUCUAAUCCUCUCCCAGCCAUUGCACUGAGAAACACAAGGCCUCAGAUCAGUUCAUCUUCUACUUCUGCACACCCUGCUCUUACUAACUGCCUGGAAAACAUGAACCUGCUCAGCCUUAAGGAUCCAACCAAGAUAAAGCCAGCGAGCCAGAACACUGAGCUUUCGACUGUCAAAGGGGAGAACUUCCAGCCCGACCACAUGGCUUUCCUCAGUAUCCUCCGUAAUGAGGGAAUAAAGGCCACAGGUCUGGGAUCCACAACUCCACAGUCCAAAUCAUAUAACUAUGUGCCCCAGCGAGUGUCUGUGAUGAAGAGUCGACAAAAAGUAGGAGCCACCACAGGAAUAUCAAAGUUGGUGCAGUUUUCCCCGGAUGCCACCGCUCUACAAAGUAUCCUCCAGAAUGAGGGGGUGACCGCUGGAGGACUUGUUGGUGCCACACCACGGAAAUCUGUGUGUCCGUCAGGCAGAAGCACAUCAGUCUACACAGCUCGGAGAGUGCCCCUCAGGAAAAAUCAUGCAGAGGCGACGGGUGGAUCAGUGGCAGUAACUUUCAAAGAGACUCCACUGAGGACAUGGACUCCACAGAGAGUCCCCGACACCAGACGUCAGCCCAUAUCUGCUAUGAAAUGGCAUCAGUCGACAAAACAGACGCCGUAUGUCGGCACUCCGGGGCUGAAGAGCUGCAAAACCGACCUUCAGCCACAGCAGGAGCAGGAAGUCGUCCAGAGAUUAUUUGAUGAUCAAGAUGAGGACCUGGAAGAAAACGCGACACAAAAACAUCCUGACACACAAACAGACCAGCUCACAGUUCAAGCCUCAAGUACCAAACCCCACUGCGAAGAAAAGUUUGAGAAAAGCAAGGCUAACACGAGUGAGGAGGAGGAGGAGAAGGAAGAGGAGAGGGUGGGACGACAGCCAUUCCUCCAAGCACCAGAGAGAGAGUCGGUCAUUUUUUUCUCCACAGGCAAAAAUCUGUCCAGAGCUCCACAUUUUGAGAAGCAGAAGAGUUCAUGUGAGCAGCAGCAGCAGCAGCAGCAGCAGCAGAUGCCAUGUGUGUCAGAACUGCCCCGUCCUGUCAACCCUUCACUCCAGAGUCUGCACAGAGACACCGUUGUUCCAAAGACUUGUGGUGUGAGUCAUGCAGUGGCGUUGCUGCGUAAGCGUCUUCCUCCUCUGGAGGAGCUGCGUAUGGAUGAAGAGGUGGCCACCUACACCUCCGUGUCUGUCCACGCUGCUCCAGGGUUUGUUCUGCCCCGGCCUCGCUGUGGAAACCCACUGGCCUCCAUCCUGCACUUUGAAGAAUCCUGUAGAUUUGUUCCGAUUAGCUUCGAUGUCUCCUCUGGUCCAUCUUCUCCACUCAGCUCUCCAAAGCAGGAGAGAUGAUUUGCACUACAAGUACACAAAUGACGUUUGUCCAACACUGUAUUUUUCUUUUUUCUUUUUUCUUAAGAUCCUAAAUCCUUUCGUCAUUUAAAUGUUUAUUACUGUUUUCAAAAGAUGCUUUCCUAAAGGAAAAACACUAGCGUUAUGUUUGUUAAAUGAGAAUCUUUAAUUCUGCAGAUGCUCAUGUGUGUUAAUCCCAAAACUGAAUAUGGGAAAAUGACAUGUUGCAAAAGGUCAAUGAAGAAGACCGACUUCAUCAGUGUUACAGCUGUAGUAUACAAAGAGAUGAUGAUGAUGAUGAUGAUGUGUGUGAACAUUUUCAUUAGUUAUUUGUUAUUUUUAACAAACCUGCAUUUUGUGUGGACUGAAAAUGAUUGAAGAUGUAUAGUGUUUAUAAUAAAUGUGGAUUUGUAA
Molecule: messenger RNA, 2597 nt
Organism: Solea senegalensis (Senegalese sole)
Lineage: Eukaryota; Metazoa; Chordata; Actinopteri; Pleuronectiformes; Soleidae
Product: trophinin associated protein
Exons: 14
Coding region: 186-2183 (665 amino acids)
Source: RefSeq, a predicted model, not a curated record